AUGGCCUCUCCCGGGGCUCCGUCCACCCUGCCAGAGUUACCGGAGCGCAACUGUGGGUACCGCGAGGUCCAGUACUGGGACCAGCGCUAUCGAAACGCUGCCGACUCCGCUCCCUACGAAUGGUUCGGAGACUUCUCUUCCUUCCGUGCCCUUCUGGAGCCGGAGCUGCGGCCGGGGGACCGGAUCCUCGUGCUAGGCUGCGGGAACAGUGCUCUGAGCUAUGACCUAUACCUCGGAGGCUUCCCUGAUGUGACCAGUGUGGAUUACUCAUCAGUAGUCGUGGCCGCUAUGAAGAUUCGCUAUGCCCAUGUACCCAGGCUGCGCUGGGAGACUAUGGAUGUGCGGACACUGGACUUCCCCAGUGACUCCUUCGAUGUGGUGCUUGAGAAGGGCACACUGGAUGCCUUGCUGACUGGGGAACAAGAUCCUUGGACUGUAUCCUCUGAAGGUGUCCACACUGUGGACCAGGUUUUAAGUGAGAUGGUGGAGUACAAACGCGCCACACUUCGGGAUGAAGAUGCACCCGAGACCCCCAUAGAGAGCGGGUCCUCCCCGGACGCCUUGGAGGUGGGAUUCCGGAAAGCGACCAGACGCCUCUUGGGCUCACACACGCAGCUGGAGCUGGUCUUGGCGGGUGUCUCUUUAUUGCUGGCUGCUUUGCUUCUGGGCUGUCUUGUGGCCUUGGGGAUCCAAUACCACAGAGAUCCAUCCCACAGCACCUGCCUCACAGAGGCCUGCAUUCGAGUGGCUGGAAAAAUCCUGGAGUCUUUGGAUCGUGGAGUGAGCCCAUGCGAAGACUUUUACCAGUUCUCAUGUGGAGGCUGGAUUCAGAGAAACCCUCUGCCCGAUGGGCGUUCUCGGUGGAACACCUUCAACAGCCUCUGGGACCAGAACCAGGCCAUUCUGAAGCACCUGCUGGAAAAUUCUACCUUCAACUCCAGCAGUGAAGCUGAACGGAAGACCCAGCGUUUCUACCUGUCCUGCCUGCAUGUGGAGCGCAUCGAGGAGCUGGGGGCCCAGCCUCUGCGAGACCUCAUUGACAAGAUUGGUGGUUGGAACAUUACGGGACCUUGGGACCAGGACAACUUCAUGGAGGUACUAAAGUCAGUGGCAGGGACCUACAGAGCCACCCCUUUCUUUACUGUCUACAUCAGUGCUGACUCCAAGAGUUCCAACAGCAAUGUUAUCCAGGUGGACCAGUCUGGGCUCUUUCUGCCCUCUAGAGAUUACUACCUAAACAAGACUGCCAAUGAGAAAGUGCUCACCGCUUACCUGGACUACAUGGAGGAGCUGGGGCUGCUGCUGGGUGGACAGCCAGCCUCCACGCGGGAGCAGAUGCAGCGUGUGCUGGAGCUGGAGACCCAGCUGGCCAACAUCACUGUCCCCCAGGACCAGCGGCGUGACGAGGAGAAGAUCUAUCAUAAGAUGAGCAUUGCUGAGCUGCAGAUCCUGGCGCCCUCCAUGGACUGGCUGGAGUUCUUGUCUUUCUUGCUGCCACCCCUGGAGCUGAGUGACUCUGAGCCUGUGGUCGUGUACGGGACAGAUUAUUUGCAGCAAGUGUCAGAGCUCAUCAACCGCACAGAGCCGAGCAUCCUGAACAAUUACCUGAUCUGGAACCUGGUGCAGAAGACAACCUCGAGCCUGGACCGGCGCUUUGAAUCUGCACAGGAGAAGCUGCUCGAGACCCUUUAUGGCACCAAGAAGUCCUGCAUGCCGAGAUGGCAGACGUGCAUCUCCAACACGGACGACGCCCUUGGCUUCGCUCUGGGGUCCCUGUUUGUGAAGGCCACAUUUGACCGGCAAAGCAAAGAAAUUGCAGAGGGAAUGAUCAGUGAGAUCCGUACAGCCUUUGAGGAGGCCCUGGGACAGCUGGUUUGGAUGGAUGAGAAGACCCGCCAGGCAGCUAAGGAGAAAGCAGAUGCCAUCUACGACAUGAUUGGCUUCCCAGACUUCAUCCUGGAACCCAAGGAGCUGGAUGAUAUUUAUGAUGGGUAUGAAGUGUCCGAAGAUUCCUUCUUCCAGAACAUGCUGAAUCUGUACAACUUCUCUGCUAAGGUGAUGGCUGACCAGCUCCGCAAGCCGCCCAGCCGGGAACAGUGGAGCAUGACCCCCCAGACGGUGAAUGCUUACUACCUUCCAACCAAGAAUGAGAUCGUCUUUCCUGCUGGCAUCCUCCAGGCCCCCUUCUAUGCCCGCAACCAUCCCAAAGCCCUAAACUUUGGUGGCAUUGGCGUGGUGAUGGGCCAUGAAUUGACACAUGCCUUUGAUGACCAAGGGCGUGAGUACGACAAGGAAGGGAACCUUCGGCCCUGGUGGCAGAAUGAGUCCCUGGCAACCUUCCGGAACCACACGGCCUGCAUGGAGGAGCAGUACAGCCAGUACCAGGUCAACGGGGAGAAGCUCAACGGGCGCCAGACGCUGGGGGAGAACAUCGCUGACAAUGGGGGCCUUAAGGCUGCCUAUAACGCUUACAAAGCGUGGCUGAGAAAGCACGGGGAGGAGCAGCAGCUGCCAGCCGUGGGCCUCACCAACCACCAGCUCUUCUUUGUGGGAUUUGCCCAGGUGUGGUGCUCGGUCCGCACACCAGAGAGCUCUCACGAGGGGCUGGUGACCGACCCCCACAGCCCUGCCCGCUUCCGAGUGCUGGGCACUCUCUCCAACUCCCGAGACUUCCUGCGGCACUUCGGCUGCCCUGUCGGCUCCCCCAUGAACCCAGGGCAGCUGUGUGAGGUGUGGUAGGCCAUCUGGGUGGGGGAGAAAUGGCCAGCUGGCCCUGAGGCCUGGGGCAGCU
Molecule: messenger RNA, 2791 nt
Organism: Elephantulus edwardii (Cape elephant shrew)
Lineage: Eukaryota; Metazoa; Chordata; Mammalia; Macroscelidea; Macroscelididae
Gene: ECE2
Product: endothelin converting enzyme 2
Exons: 20
Coding region: 1-2739 (912 amino acids)
Biological process (GO): protein processing
Cellular component (GO): plasma membrane
Molecular function (GO): metalloendopeptidase activity; S-adenosylmethionine-dependent methyltransferase activity
Source: RefSeq, a predicted model, not a curated record